UGUGACAGGUGUGACUGUCUGUCAGAUGUUUUAAUUUGCUUACUCGCUCUGAUUUUUAUACCUUUGUGAAUGUUUUUGUUGAUCGAAAAUAUUAUUUAUAUUCAAUUUAUUAAUUGAAAUGGGUACAUCAGAAGAGCUCAUGUUAUUACUAAAUGAUAAAAUAACCUUAGGGGAAAAUCUUGUAGUUAAAUUGGACCCAUUAAAUGAAAUAGAUGGAGUUACGAAAUUGCAAAGGAAAAUUAGGCAAGAAAUAGAAUUCUUACGGAAGUUAAAAAAAUCUAAGAAUGUGAAAAUUGAACAAUUAUCAUGUUCGAAUCUCCGGCAUCUUGGCGCGAUGGUUGAAUUGAGUCUAAGGCCUGGAGUUAUUGCAGUGUGUAAAAUUUUUCACAUUAAUGACUCGUCAAAGUUAGUAAUUGAUAUAAUUAGUGAGGAAGGAAGAGUUUGGACAAAAGUUAUUGCUAGGAACCCUAAAUCUCUUUCUGCCUUAAGUGCAGGCAAAGCUUCAUAUGGAGCUCGCUCAAUAUUGGACCAAGCUGAAGAUUAUCUGGAAUGUGCUAAGCUUUACCCAUGCAUGUAUAAACCUCCUAAGGUUAUUUUUGAAUUUAUGAGUGGUAUAGAAGAAAAUUUGGCAAAUAAAUUAAAAUCUGUUGGUGUGACUGUAAAAGGAGAAAUAUUGCCCAAUUCAAAUCUAUCUGAAGAUAAUAAUGAUUCAUGGGGUGAAGAAUCUAGUGAUGAUGAGUGUCAAGAACAUAGUGAAGGACCCUCAUUGAACUCAAUGCCAGAAUGUAUGGAUGAGCAUCCAGAAAUUAAGACUCUCAACUUGGAUGUAACGGCAAUGAUGGCAUAUGUGAGCAAUAUGACAAAUGGUCACUGUAAUUACAUGUUUAAACAGGAAGUACUCACUCAGCAGGCAGCUUGGGAAGUUCAGAGACCAGUGAAACCUAUUUUAGAAAGAUUAUUUAAAGACAAGACAUUAGUGUGCUGCAAAACAGCUUGGGAUGAUUUUGAAAAAAUUGUAACCACUCUUGGUGGACCUAUGGAGAUCAAAAGAACACAAGAAUUGAAAAAUGUUGUCAAAGUAUAUCCUGAUGACUAUGGUGGUGAAGAUGAUUAUCCAAGAAAGAAUUUAAAAGUUAGAGGGCAUGUUCGAUUAAGAUCCAAAAUUAUUUUUAAUUUUGGACAUAGGAUCAAAGCCCUUACUGUUUCAGCCAAUGAAGGAUUUGUUAGGGCUGCUAUGCAACAGGGCAUAACAUAUGCAUCAUUUGUUCAUGAAUCAAGAGCUUUGACUGAGGGCAAAGAGCCAACAGCCACAAAAAUCUCAUUAUGAUAUUUCAUAAUCAUUAUUAGUGCAGUAUUGAAUAAUUUUAUGAAAAGAACAUCUACAAGUCAAUUAUUAAUACCUUUAAAAUUAUUAUAAACCUGUCAAAAAACCAAUGUUUAUAAAAAUUAAUUAUCGUCCAUUAGUUAUAGAUCUAUGAGACAAAUGAUUUAAACUGUCAAACACCAAGCAGUCACCGGUGACCGCAACCUAUUGUUCUAUAAUUGUGUCUACAAAACCGGUACUCGACGAGUUAAUAAAUGGGUAAUGCAAUUUAUGUUUGUCUUGAUCUCAAUGUUGCAAUUUAAAACAAAACCAUUGGUUUAUUUCACCACUGUGUUAGUAAGAUCCCUAGCAUUUCACAUAGUAACUGGGGAUGUGGUGAAAUGUGCCUUAAAUCUAACAAAUUUUGACUCAGAUAUUGUUACAAGAUUGUAGUAAUCAUAAUAUAUAUUAAACAGAUUUUUAAAUCUUUGUGUAAGUAUGUUCAUCCCUUGAUGUUUUGAUUUGUAUAAAAUGGUAAUUAUGUCUAUGUAAACCGUCAAUAUGUGAUCAGAAAUCAGUAUAUUUAAAUAAAUAA
This is a messenger RNA of Spodoptera litura, 1898 nucleotides long. RefSeq names its product UPF0415 protein C7orf25 homolog. NCBI's taxonomy places the organism in Eukaryota, Metazoa, Arthropoda, Insecta, Lepidoptera, Noctuidae. The record is from RefSeq and is a predicted model, not a curated record.